CUUCAGGCAAGGAUUAUCGUGUGCCAUUGUUACUUUAAGAACUGUACGAAGAAGGGACGUCCAUUUUUGAAAAAGAAAAACACAAAAAAAAAACAAAAAAAAAGAUUAAUUAAAGUUUCAUGGACAGCGGUGUGGAAAUGAAGCCUCCGAAUAUAUCAAUAAUAGACGGAGGUCCAACAAGACAUGUAGAAAGGAAGUCUGCAGCUGCAUCGGUUGAUGUUGCACAGAAAAUAACAACAAAAAAAUCGACCUCAAUAAGAGAGCAACAAAUCGGGAAAUAUAGACUAUUAAAAACGAUAGGAAAAGGCAAUUUCGCUCGUGUAAUGCUCGCCAGACACUUAGUUACGAACAAUGAAGUGGCUAUAAAGAUAAUUGAUAAGACACAAUUAAAUCCCAAUUCAUUGGAGAAAUUGUUUCGGGAAGUGUCAAUAAUGAAAAUUCUACAGCAUCCAAACAUAGUUAAAUUGUAUGAAGUAAUUGAAACUGAUAAGACUUUAUAUCUCGUCAUGGAAUAUGUGAAUAAUGGCGAAGUAUUUGAGUAUUUGGUCAAGAACGGACGAAUGAAAGAGAAUAUCGCGCGACAGAAAUUCAGGCAAAUUGUAUCUGCUGUUCAAUAUCUACACAGUAAAAAGAUCAUCCACAGAGACCUUAAAGCUGAAAACCUCCUCCUUGAUCAGAAUCUCGAUGUCAAGAUUGUUGAUUUUGGAUUCUCGAAUAUGUUUGUCGAAGGUAAUAAAAUGGACACAUAUUGUGGCAGCCCUCCUUAUGCUGCUCCGGAACUAUUUCAAGGCAAAAAAUAUGAUGGUCCUGAAGUCGAUGUUUGGUCGUUGGGCGUUAUUUUAUAUACACUUGUUAGCGGUUCAUUACCGUUUGAUGGAAGUACAUUGAGAGAAUUGCGAGAACGUGUAAUCCGUGGAAAAUAUAGAAUUCCAUUUUAUUUAUCAACCGAUUGUGAAGCCCUAUUGAAGAAGUUCCUGGCAUUAAAUCCUACAAAACGAUACACAUUGGAGCAAAUAAUGAAAGAUAAAUGGAUGAACCAAAAUGAAGAAGAAUUGAAGCCAUAUCCAGAGGGAUCAAUUGAGAUGAAUGACCCGAAAAUUAUUGAUUCACUUCUAACGCUCGGCUAUAAGCUGAGUGAAAUCGAGAAAUCGCUGUCAAAUCGAAAAUUUGAUGAAAUUUGUGGGAUAUAUUUAUUGUUACAAAAUAGUAAUAGAAAAUUAAGCAGAUCAAAACCUGAAAGCAUGACAAGUAUUGCUAGUACAACAAUGUCAGCUGCACCAUCAUCAUCGACGAUGCCAUCGACACAUUCGGUGCCUACAUCCACAAAUAAUCAUCCAAAAAGUGAAACGACAACAAACGGAGAUGGACUUAAAGAGACGUCUUUUAUGACAAUGACACUUGAUGACAAUUCUAAAACUGCCAAACAUUCAAAUAAUGAUCCUCCUUCGCCUGAACCAGCCAACCUUAAACGUCAACAUACAAUCGGACCAGAAUCUCUAAAGGAACGAAAUGCAAUUCGUCUUCAUACCGUCUCGAAUGCAAAUCCAAAUCUUCGACCAAUAUCAGCUACACCGAAAGGUGCUGGCGAGAGAUCAUUACAAAAGAGUCCCGUGAAACCGCUGAGAGCAUUUAAACCUGAAACAUCGUUAAGCACAACUGCACAAACUCCUCGUCGUCCAAAUGUUAAUGUUUAUAAGAAAGUAGAUAAUACAAAAGAUACAACUUCGCUAAUUACACCUAGUUCAACAGUUGGAAACUCCUCGAGUUCGACAUCAAGCAAUGCAUUUACGAGAAAUGGCCCAUCACGAUAUACAUUUCAUUCCGGACAAUCACGUGUACCAACGAGAGAGCACAACACAUUGGGUUCAAAAGCAGAGCCAUCAUUUGGAAAAGGGAACUUUCUUCAACGACUAACGACACGAUUUUCAAAGCGAUUUCGAUUGAAUGGAAAGCAUCCCGCUACGACUGCAGCAACUACCACCGAUAAUUCAAACAGUAAAUAAAAAUUAAUAUAAAAUAGGAACUGAUAUUAUUGAUAUUAAUAAGUAGAGUACUUUAAUGAAUCAUAAAAGUACAACACAUCCAUCAUCCAUCAUCAAAAACAACGGCUUGAACAUUAAGUGUAAUCAUUACUAUUAUUCUUAGUUUAUUAUAUUAUUUUACGAUGAAUUUUGUGCAUCCCAAUUGUGGCUCGAUCGCUAUUAAAUCCUCUGACAAUGAACUUCUACAAAAAACCAUAGGAUCGGAGUAAUAUAUUCAUAUUUACAUAAAUGUUUAAAAUUUAAACGCUCUCACGAAUUAUUAUUUUUCACUAAUUUAAUUAUAAUUUCCCUCUAUUUCGUCGUCGUCUUAAUUCUUAUUUUUUUCUUUCGCUCAUGAUUAGAUGAUUAAAAUAAUUAAAACGUUUAUUAAGAAGAAAAACACAUUUUUAAUGAAUAAAAUAAUUUUUAGGAAACCCA
Molecule: messenger RNA, 2459 nt
Organism: Chironomus riparius
Lineage: Eukaryota; Metazoa; Arthropoda; Insecta; Diptera; Chironomidae
Source: the annotation of a GenBank genome assembly